Amoebophrya sp. A120 is the source of this 7290-nucleotide messenger RNA. The record is from the annotation of a GenBank genome assembly. Lineage: Eukaryota; Dinophyceae; Syndiniales; Amoebophryaceae.
CUGGAUCUAGUUGCUAUGUGAGGCGCGCGCUGCUAGCUUUUACUGCCAACUAUCUUCUAGCCGAUUUCUUCGCUAUUUCCAUUUGUUUUCAAUUUUCAAUCAGGAGCAGUAUUCGUCUUUUCCAUUUGUCUGUAGGUUGCUGUUGUUGUUUAUUUUCAUCUGUAUUUAGGUACGCUCUUCAUCUUUUGCUAUCGCAAUUACGACUACUGUAUGUAGGUAAGGCUUUCUCUCUGGAAGUAGGUAGGUUGGGCCAUCGCUAUCGCUAUUUUUUCCCACUGUUGUUUGUUUGUUGGUUGGUUGCUGAUGUUGCCAUGAUGUUUCGCGACCAGACCGUCGGGCUCUCACCACGAUUUUGGUGUGCUCGAUGGUGGAGCGCGCAGUUUUCGAGACCUUUCUGAUUCUGAUUCUGAAGCUUUCAGUUGUUUCAACAAAACACGACCAAAAUGCGGCUUCGGCCGGUGCCGCACCGUGGUGCUGGGGGUAGUACUAUUUUAGCACGACCGCAGCGCUUGCUGGUGCUUCUCGCCCUCGUGCAUGACAGGAGUUGUACUUCUUGUUCGCAGGUGGCGGCAGAGAGGAUUGAGCAAACAAGCCCAUCAACUACUUCCCGGGACGAGCUAUACAGCAACAACCUCUACGCACAGCUGCUGAAUUAUGGAAGCGUCAGGUUUGAAAUCGUCAGAGUUGAAAUGAUUUCUCAUGCAUAAAAUGCAAGGCAUGAAGUGCCUGUCUUGCUGGGAUGGCAAGCGAGGCCGACUGUCAGCCUGUUAUGGUUUGAAAUACAGCUGCUAAAGAUGAAGUAGCAUGACAAAAGCAGUCGCCUGUGCCCAAACAGCAUAACAAAUUGGAUUCCACCGGUGCUCUGAAAAUUUGUCAUGCAAUGCUUGGGAAUUGGGCUUCCUACUGGUGUUGAUUUUAUGCAUUACAAGUUACUUAUUUCAACUUUGACGAUUUCAAUCCUGUUCCUGACGCUUCCAUAUGAAUUCUGUCAUGCAGAAGUCCGAUGCAGAGAUCCAGAAAUUGCCACAGUCCCCUCGUUGGAUCAACUGGUACGAAUCUGUGAGAGCACCGGACUAUGAACUGCAAAAGCAUCGUUUACUAGUAGUACUUGCAAUACAAAUUAGCUCAGCAUGACAAACGGAAUUUGUCAUGCUGUUUUACCUGGGGAUGGAGAUUUGUAAUGCAUGACUGCGAUUACUACGAGCACGAUACUUUUGCACAGGAUACGGACCGGUACGGUUUGAAGCCGACAGACAUGCAGAAACUAGUCGGGCACUUUCACCCGUACGCUCGGAAUCGGACGGUAGUGGAAACCGAUCGUAUUUCAUCUCCAUCUUCCGCAGGAGCCCACGAACCGGGCCGAACACGACCGUCGAGACCGGCGACGUUUACGGACCUGCUGAUCUACUUGGUGAAAGGACCACCGCUUGCAGGAGCUCCGUCAAGAACAAAAGUGCCAGGGUCCACGACCUCGUCCAGCGACACGACAAUCGGCGAAAGCAACUACUACCCCGAGAUGAGGACAAGAAACACUGCCACUGCCUACAUCGAAAUUGGGGCCAGUGUUUUAAUAUUGAGAGGAAAAAUCCCCCCUCUCCAUAUUGAAAACGCAUUCGUCUGAAAAUUUGUGAUGCAGAUUUGAGGUCACAAAUCCUGUCUGUCUUGCAAGAAGGCAAAGCCUUAGAGUCCGCCGCAUUAUGCCGGCGGGUUGUGAUGCUGUUGGGCUUACAGGGCCGACGUCUGUCAUGCUAGUCCCCUACGUCAAAACCUCUCGACCCAGGCUUGGUAUAUGCCUGCAGUCCUCUCCAGCAAGACAGACUGAUUUGCGCACGCAAAUCCAGCAUCAGAAAUUUCGUUUCGAUAUGGGGAGGGGGGAUUUUUCCUUUUGAUAUUUAAAAACCUUCUUCCAAGUCGCGUGUCACUUGACCAACUAUCCUAAGUACGUCCCCACGAGGACACCAGAGUCAAGAUGGGAAAUCUGCUAGACAAAUCACCAAGCUUUGGUUGUUUCGCAUGACAAGCGUGACCACCUCGCAGCGCUAGUUCAGCAGCAUCACAGAUGUAGCGCGUGACGCCGAUCGUAUAGCAUCACAAAUUCCAAAACAGCACGACUAGAAAAUGCUUCUCACGGGUUUUUCCGCAUGAAAAACUUUUUUUGGCGUGCAGAUUUGCAUUACAAACUCUGGGGUCCUCGUGGGGACCGUUUUUCUCAGAAUACCAACGCCUCGCUUUUCGCCUUUGACAUGAACCAGAUCAACCCAAAAAUGGAAAAGGUGUUCAUGGCCGGGUGCAGCCCACUGAGUACUAUUACACAACUGUUUUCAUCAUCUACAACGGAACCGGCAAAAAGUGCAACUACUUCAGCUGUUUCUGAUGCCCCCGCAGCACAUGAUGCACAAUCCCUCCUGCAGAUGAAAAAACAGCAUCAAGUUCAUCUCUGCGCAGAAAACGAGAAGCACAACAGGGAAAUCGUCUUCCGUGCGCAACAACGGAAAUCACAACAGGCAAAUUUGCUAAAGUUCAGGGCAGACAGUGACAGACACAGAGACCACAGUCCUCCCGGAAUCAAAACUGCAGCAGGAGAUGAAACAGAGGCUGCAAUAACGACUGCAGCACCUAGUGGCAGCAUCAGCCCCACCGUGGUUCACCAGAUGCUUCUCAACUCCGAGAGAACUGCAACCCCUAUAUGACACGCCCAACGUACCCAAAGGCCUUUUACCCAGGGGGGAUCAAGAAAAAAAAUUUAACUUCAAAGUAGAUCGCUAUUUCUAAUGUAACUGCUUGAUCUUUUUGAGCUAGGUACUCAUUUAGAUAGCUAGCUAAAAAAGGCGCUUUGGCAUGGUGAAAGGAGCCCAGGAGUGGACUCUCCUGGUCCACGGAUUCGAUUUGCUACGAUUCUCUUUUGACAAAGUAGACGCCUUGCAAUUUUUAAAAAUGCUCCCUCUACAGGAGAUCCCCCUGCAGCGAUCCCCAUCAGCUGCAGAGUUUCGGAGGCCUCGCCCCAUCGGUCUUGCAGACAAAUAUCAUCCCCAUGCAAAAGCAAUAGCUCACCCAGCCUGGCGAUGCUUUGCAUAACACGCGUCGCCUCCAGGCAUCAACUUCCCUCGGCCCAUGAAUUCGCAGGCGAAUCCAUGGCCAAAGAGAUGUCCCUGUGGGCCCCUUCAAACAUUCAAAAGCGCCCUACUUGGCUAUCUGAAUUGGUCAGCACAUUGAAAAGCAGCUCACUUAAGCAUGCAACUUCUAAUGCUCUACUGCACUAUCUAAAAAUUUUUUUUUUAUCCCCCAUGGGAUUUAGGCCUCUGGGUACGUUGGGCGUGUCAUACCCUACUGGCAGCAUCAACCCCACCGUGGUUCACCAGAUGCUUCUCAACUCCGCAAUAUCAAAUGUAAAAAUGUCUGGGUAUGGAAGAUUCUGAGAUUUGUCAUGCAUGUUUUGCAUGACCCAGGAUGUCUGUAAUGCACGAUCGCGCAUCACAGAUUUUGCGAGGACUUCUUGAUGCCUACUCCGCAUGACAAACGCCCUCCCCGCGUAGCACAAACUAGACUCCUCUUGCUGGUCAUGCAUUACAGAUUUUUCUAGAGUCCAAAGUUAGCAUCACAAGUUCCAAUCUUCCAGACCCAGACAUUUUUACAUUUGAUAUGCAACACCUACUGGCAACAUCAGCCCCACCGUGGUUCACCAGAUGCUUCUCAACUCUGCCACUGCGAAGGAGCAGAUUGACAAAUCGAUGCACAUUGACUCGAUUCAAGACGAGCAGCUGAAAACCGAUAUCCUGUGCAAAAGUUGUAUCGUACUCGUAGUAAUCGCAGUCAUGCAUUACAAAUCUUCACCCCAAGGCAAAACAGCACGACAAAUUCCAUUUGUAAUGCUGAGCUAAUUUGUAUUGCAAUUACUACUAGUACGAUACUUUUGCAGUUCAUAACCGAUACGAAGUGGCAGCACUACAUGGAGAAUCUCCGGGUUUCCUGUAUGACUUGCUCAAAUCGGUUACCAUCUCAAACGUUACAAUAGGAUGUGGAAUUUGUGUUGCAUGAUGAGCCUGCCAGACUCGCACAGCGUUCCACCUUUUGCAAUACAAAUUUCGCCAGAUUGUAGUGCUGUUUGGGGCUCCGGAACCUGUCAUGCGCAAUCCUAUGAGAGUUGGCUAGAUCAUGCACUCUUGCAUCACAGAUUUCCAUAUUCUAUUGUAACCGCUUUGAGUAUUGUAACACCUGAGCGGGUUAUAUCCUGCGGCUGGCAGGGGGAUGAGGACUGCUUGCGACAGCAGAUACGCUUCAACAAUUGGAAUUGGCGGUAUCGAAACAGUGUGCAAGCCGGACCGUAUUGGUUCGAGGAGAACAAGAUCUUUUAUUACCAAGGGAACACCUACCGCACUGUUGGGGAUAUGGUUCAAGGUGGGGCUGCUCAUAACGGUCAUUUGGUGGAUCAUGCCCUUUCAGCUCAAAGGGUUACUCUUGCUGGCAUGCGAUUAUUAAUUUUGCAAAUACAUCGAAAACGAAAUAGAUGAGAAUAGAGGGAAAAGUGUGCAGCAUGACGAAUUGUUUUGCAAAGGGUAAUACAAGAUUUGCAUGCGACAUCACCGUUGUUCAGCCCUUCUUUAUUUCCCUUACAUGAGUUGUUCAGCCCUUCUUUAGGAGGUCAUGACGCGGGGGCCGAGUCCACGCGUUGACCUAAGGCCCAAAAGCUCUUGCCGGGGUGUGUCGGGGGUGUGUGUCUGGGGUGUGUCUGGGGUGUGUUUGGGGUGUGUUCGGGGUGUGCCCUGCAAAUUACGAAUCACGAUGCUACGCGGCCACUUUGCAUACCCCAGAACACACCCCAAAGCUUCAAAAACUCUGGUUUGCUGCUGUUUAAAUAGUAAUUGUUUUGCAAACGGUAAUACUCCAACCAUACGACAUCAGAGUUGUUCAGCCCUUCUUUAUUUCCCUUCCAUACUACUCCGACAGCAUUGACCUGAUCGAAAAAGUGCAAAAUUUGACGAAGCUGGAGACUAGGAAGCAAGCUGCCGAAGCGGAGGGAAAUUGCAUCGCAGAAAAAAUUGAAGAAGCGAUACCAUCUUCGUCUCGUCCCCUGAUUGAAAAUAGUAAACCGCAGCAUGAUGACAACAACAACAUUGACAUCAAAGACAGCAACAACCCCCUCGACAUCCGUUCCUGCGCCUCUUUUCACCAAAAAACCGUGAUCCUUUCCGAUGCUUACCACGAGGGAGACGCGUUGAUCCACGAGUGGAACAAGAUGUUGCGGAAUUUGGUGUCCAACUGGUUUUCCCAGCAAUUUCUUCUCUAUCGAAGAAAAAACGGUUGUUAGUGUGACUUUGUGAUGCACAAGAUGCACACUCUUUGCGGCUGUCAUGCUGGGCAUGCAUUGCGAGGGCCAUUCAAGCGCGUUUUCACGUACCAUCUGCGCAUGACAGGUUUUUGCUCUCAUUCCAGACAGAUUUGCAAUGCUGUUCCCCCAAAAAAAGCUACACUAACAAUUUUUUUUCUUGGAUAUCCGCUACUUUGACGACAUUGACGAUUCCGCGUUUGAAAAGAUGUCGUUUGGCUUCGCGAAAAUCGUGGAAAAGAUAAAGUUUCGGAUCUAUCAAAAGGAAAAAUCCCCCCUCCCCAUAUCAAAACGAAGUUUCUGACGCAGGAUUUGCGUACACAAAUCAGAUUUGUCUUGCUGGAGAGGAAUGCAGGCCCAUACUAAGCCUAACUAGAGAGGUUUUGGCCUAGGCGUCUAGCAUGAGAAACGUCCGUGCUGUAGGCCCAUCAGCAUCACAAACCGCCUGCAAAAUGCUGCGGAGCUUGUGGAGUUGCCUUCUUGCAAGACAGACGUGAUUUGUGGGCUCAAAUCAGCAGCACAAAUUUUCGGAAGCAUACCGCGUCGAUAUGGGGACGGGGGAUUUUUCCUCUCAGUAGAAUCGUCGAAAAUAUCUGCCCAAGGGUGAUGCAGGGGUAUUUGUCACGGGUAUUGGUGAAGACGGGUGACGAACAUCAAAGUCCGCACACAGCAGGAGCAGGGACAGCAACUGCAGGACCACAGGCUAUUUCUACUCCCGGCAUCCAGGACCAUAGUUUUGUUGAAAGCAUCAAGAUCGAAAGCAGCUCCUUGGAAACCAAUGUUUCCGUUCGGAGCGAUCUGAAUCUGACUAAGUCGAAAACGGGGGAAACAGCUGUUUUCACCUCGGGGACCACUGCUGAUGGAAAGGAGUUGUCAGAAAUGUAUUCGAGAAUAGAAUACGGCCAGGCGGACAUUGACCGUUUCCGGAAAGCGCACAAAACGGAGAUCGAGCAGUAUCAAAUGCAAAGAUGUCUGGGUCUGCGAGAUUGCGAGAUUUGUCGUGCUGGUCUGGCAUGAAUCUGAACUCUGUAUUGCAUGGCCCCGAAGAGCUCCUCCUCCCUGUCAUGCAAAAACGCAGUUUCUCAUACGGAAUAUUACGCGACUCAGAAGCAUGAAAAAAACUUGUCUUGCUUGUCAGCGCAUUAUAGGGCGCUUCCUAUUCCCUUCCUUGCAUUACAAGUUUCCAGACCCAGACAUAUUUGCAAUGCAUAAGCAAGAGUGGGAAUUGAACGUGAAACCGGUUUGGAGAAAAAUGCAACAGCUGGGUGGGGAGAUAAAAAACCGAAUAAAGCCGGACAGCACAGCGGGAAGUAACAAUAACAUCAAACCGAGCAGCAACCAGUACAAUAAUAAGUUGAGGUAUGGAAGUGUCAGGAUUGAAAUCGUCAAAGUUGAAAUAGUUUGUGAUGCAUAAAAUGCAACCCACAAAGCGAUUGUCUUGCAGAGUAGGCAAGUGAGGCAGAUUGUAAGCCUGUUAAGGGGUAAAAAAAGAGAUGCUAAAGUAGCAUGACAGGGGGCGUCUUGCUUACCCAAACAGCAUGACAAACUGGAUUUAGGCUCUUCCUAAAUUUGUCAUGCGCCACUUGAAAGCUGGCCGCCAACUGGUAUCCAUUUUAUGCAUGACAAAAAAAUCAUUUCAACUUUGACGAUUUCGAUCCUGACAGUUCCAUAUGAAGGAGAUCCUAGUAUCCACCUAUUACGUCGCGUUGGUGAAGGUGCAGGGCUGGUUUGGAAGUCUCGAGGAACGGCAUGUGAAUGGGGUGAUAUCAAAUUUCCCUGAUUUCGAGGAAAAAUUGCAGGUUUUUGACAGGAAGGAGCAGGGGGAUAAUGAUUUUCGAACCGUUUUUGGCGUGGAUGUAUUGAGGAAAGAGAGGAUAGACGUGUUUUGUCCGUUUCUAUGACCCUCAGACUAGGAGGCGUAGACAAAAAUAAAAAAGCCUUUCAGUUCCAAAUGUACUUAAAACCGG